GUCGGAUGCAGCAGCACGCUGCGUGCUCGCGUGGGAGACUGAGCUCUUUGGCAAAAGAAGACAUUAUCUUACCUGUGCAGCCGGCCACUAGCUACUCGAAAUCCCUGCCAAAAAGAAAAAUAAUGGGUCACUCGGCAUCCCCGCAGCAUAAAGAAAAAUAAUGGGUCACUCGGCCGUAUGGUGACUCGGAACGGAGUAGCUGCAUCUGACUGGUUUGAUAUAGGUAUAUUCAUACACGCGAUCCGUUCAUUCUUCUUGUAGUACUACCUCUCUUGAGCUCUCACUCCAGGAGCUAGCAAUUUCGUUGCGGUUCUGCGACAUAGCUUGCUGCCGUAAGCCGAAUCAACCUUCAUAUCAUGCUGGGUAACGUAGCUCAUCCACAGGUUGGCGUACCAAUGGGUGGAACACUGAUGCAAUCUUGGAUGGAGCUGUGGAAUGAGUGGGAGAUCCAAACUGUUGUUGUCGCCAGCUUCAGUCUGCAGGUUCUCCUCUUUUUCUUUGCUGGGAUCCGCCGCUACACCGUCUCUUCUAUUCUCAAGGUCCUCCUCUGGUUUGUAUAUCUGUUUGCUGAUGUCGUUGCAACAUAUGGCCUGGGUCACAUGUCCUCGUCAGUGUCGAAGAAAUCGUCUAGCGAGCACCAGCUAGUGGCGUUCUGGGCGCCAUUCCUCCUGCUGCACCUCGGCGGCCAGGACACCAUCACUGCGUAUGCCUUGGAGGACAAUGAACUCUGGCGGCGCCACCCCCCAAGGCGACGUACACCUUUUCUCCUGAGGAUUUAUGCCUAUUUUUCCCCCAAGACCUUUUCUCGUGAGGGGGAUGACCAAAAAGGUGGAGACUGCUUCACCAAAAACAAACAAUUUAGAGCAUAUGAAUUUAUUGUGAUGACAGCACACGAGUUGCGCCAUGUACUUGUCAAGCCUUUAAUCAUAGACAGGAAUGAGGCGUCCAUAGACUGGAAUUAUAAAACAACUGCUCUUGUAAAGGGUCUUGUACAAGGAUUUCCAUGGCAAGACGACGAGAGCGAAGAUGCAUUGGCAAAGGAGCAGAGGACUGUUGGGGAGCUGUACAAGGGAAUAGAGGUGCAGCUCGGCCUGAUGUAUGACAUGCUCUACACCAAGGCAGAAGUGAUCCACAAAAGCCGUGGCCACUGGAUCCGUGCCAUUUCACUUGUGUGUUGCUUCACCGCUCUUGUGGUCUUCACAAGAAGCAAGAGAGAUGGAUACAGCACACCCAACAUUGUUAUCACUUUUGCUCUUCUGGGCGGAGCUUGCGCACUGGAGGUCACAUCUGUUUUAAAGGCGAUUGGGUCAACCUGGACAUAUGACAUCUUGAGACGCUACAGAUGUAAGUGGCUGGCCAAUGCAGUUCUGUUUGCACGUUACCACCUCGUCGUCGUCAAGGAUGGAAGGUGGUCCAAUUCCGUCGGGCAAUUUGACUUCAUAUCCUUCUGUGUUCACAGCAGCAAGAGGGGCCUCAAGGGAACAAUAGCCCGUUUGAUUGGGGUCAAGGACUUGUGGGACAAAGCUCGCUGCACCAAACAUGCCAAGCUUUCACCUGCCGCGAAGGAGUUCGUAUGGGGCUUGCUCAAAGGUGACAAGACUCAUAUGGUUGAAAUUGAAGAGGCGGACAUGCGAAGUGGGAACUGGGCUCGUAGGUUCAGGGGCAUCGACGACCGGAUCAAACAGCUCGAUUGGAGCAUGAGUUUCGAAUUUCAGAAGAGUGUGGUUAUCUGGCAUAUAGCUACAAGCACCUUCCUCAGUAACCCCGCCGUCAAAUCGAAGCUGGUCGACAAGGACAUGGCUGAAGAAGUUAAUACUCUGUCUCAUUACAUGAUGUACCUCCUCGUCAAGCAUCCUGACAUUCUGCGCAUGAAACCGGCUGCUAAGGACAUGUUUGAGGAAACCUGCCUCUGUUACGGUUUGGGUAUGCAUAGGUUAGGCUGGAAGAGAAGUAAUGUGGUUGAUUUUCACCAUGUAAUUCUGGAUUACAAUAAAGGGGGCAAGCAUCUUGAGGACGAACCAUAUGAUGGCUUGACGAUGACGCAGCGUCUUAAAUAUAUAGAAGAUCUAUAUGGUGACUUGACGCAUCCCAGUUGGGAUGCUCACCCGGGGGAUGCUGUGCUGGUGAAAGCAUCCACCCUUGCCCACACAUUGCUCGAUGUGGAGUUGGGGCUCACAUAUAAGAUGGCGAUAAUCAGAACGGUGUGGAUGGAGAUGUUGUGCUACGCAGCAACCAAUGCAGCAGAGGGAUUCCACGCCAGGCAGCUGAGCAAUGGUGGUGAGUUUCUGACCCACAUCCUGCUCCUAACUAAAUAUUCCUCUUUUAUAGAUAAUAAUAAUCCAAAGCCGUCCAUGGAAGCUGAUGAAACUGUGGAGGCUAGUACUGCUGACCACGUACAGCUGAAUGUGGAUGAUGAUUCCAAUGAUGAGACCAUCGAAAUCCGCCCAAUGUAGGAGGUCAACAAUCUGCAAGUUUCUUCUCCUGGAAUUCAGCAUCUGCAACUCCAUUCUAGUUGUGUGCGUUGAAGUUGUUACUCCACUUCGGUUCCAGUCUUACUGCGGCUGGUGAAGUACCCCUAUGCAUGUAAUCUCAUCUUCUGCCUUUUUCUAUGUACCGCCGAAAUUAUUAUUGACACUGAUUUGGAUUUUCACUAGCUGUGUCAUGGGUGAAGUAGUUUAACUGUUUAAACUCUAAUGUUUGUAUUGCUUUGAUGUUGCAUCCCUGUAAAAUUCCUC
Messenger RNA from Triticum aestivum (bread wheat), 2735 nucleotides. RefSeq lists its product as uncharacterized. Bases 357 to 2453 code for a protein of 698 amino acids. The transcript is spliced from 2 exons. NCBI's taxonomy places the organism in Eukaryota, Viridiplantae, Streptophyta, Magnoliopsida, Poales, Poaceae. The record is from RefSeq and is a predicted model, not a curated record.